GGGGGGGAGACCGAAAGGGAAGGCGACAAGGCGCCUUUCUUGCUGCCGCUGUUUCUCCUCCUUCCGCCCCAGCCCGCCCUCGAGCCGAGGCCGACGCUGAGUCUCGCGGGCGCCGGCAGGAGUUGGGGAGGGAGGCGGCGGCGCGCUCCAGCUGAGAAGUCACCAUGUCUGGGGCAGGCCCCUGCGGGGGGUCGGGCUCUGGGGCCUGCGGAGGGGUUGGGGCGGCGGUGUCGUCGGCAUCGUCGCCCGGUGGGGCCGGCGGUGGCCUAUCGAUGUUCCGGUGGCUGGAGGUGCUGGAGAAGGAAUUCGACAAGGCCUUCGUGGACGUGGACCUGCUUCUAGGCGAGAUAGACCCUGACCAAGCGGAUAUCACCUAUGAAGGGAGGCAGAAGAUGACCAGUCUGAGCUCCUGCUUUGCCCAGCUUUGCCACAAGGCUCAAACCGUCUCCCAGAUCAACCAUAAGCUCGAGGCCCAGCUGGUAGAUCUAAAAUCAGAGCUGACAGAAACACGAGCUGAAAAAGCAGUAUUAGAAAAAGAGGUGCAUGACCAACUGCUACAACUCCAUGCCAUUCAGCUUCAGCUCCACGCCAAGACUGGUCAGAGUGUUGACUCAGGAGCAAUAAAGGCAAAACUGUCUGUCCCUUCUGUGGAGGAGAUGGAAAGAGAACUUGAAGCCAAUAAGAAAGAGAAAGUGAAAGAAGCACAACUUGAAGCUGAGGUGAAACUGCUAAGGAAAGAAAAUGAGGCUCUUCGUCGACACAUAGCUGUGCUCCAGGCUGAAGUAUAUGGGGCAAGACUUGCAGCCAAAUACUUAGAUAAAGAGCUAGCAGGAAGGGUUCAGCAAAUUCAAUUGCUAGGUAGAGAUAUGAAGGGACCUGCUCAUGAUAAACUCUGGAACCAGCUGGAAGCAGAAAUUCAUCUGCAUCGGCACAAAACUGUGAUUAGAGCAUGCAGGGGACGUAAUGACCUAAAGCGACCAAUGCAAGCACCUUCAGGACAUGACCCAGAUUCCCUAAAGAAGAGUCAAGGAGUUGGUCCAAUCAGAAAAGUUCUUUUGGUGAAAGAAGAUCAUGAAGGACUGGGCAUUUCAAUUACCGGUGGAAAGGAGCAUGGUGUUCCCAUCCUAAUCUCUGAAAUUCACCCGGGUCAACCUGCUGAUCGAUGCGGAGGGCUGCAUGUUGGAGAUGCGAUUCUGGCAGUAAAUGGAAUUAAUUUGAGAGAUGCCAAACAUAAAGAAGCUGUAACUAUUCUUUCCCAACAGAGAGGAGAGAUUGAGUUUGAAGUUGUGUAUGUUGCUCCAGAAGUAGACUCAGAUGAUGAAAAUGUAGAAUAUGAGGAUGAGAGUGGUCAUCGCUAUCGUUUGUAUCUUGAUGAAUUGGAGGAAGGUGGAAAUUCAGUUUCCAGUAGAAAAGAUGGCAGUGGAGAUGUCAGAUCCCUGCAAGUGUUUGAUAAGAAAGCAAGCACUAGUGGCCAUGAAAAUGGAGACCUAGGAAAUUCAGUUGAAACUGAAGAGACUGUAUCUAAACUAGCUCAGUCUGCUGCGAGCUUAGCCUAAGAAAACAAACGUACAAGUGACACAAUCAUCAGUGAGAAUUCCCUUCCUUAAGAUGGAUUCUGUAGACUGCUCUGCAUUUUCAGUGCCACAGAAGGUUUUAAAGAAGGACUAUUUUAAAGGUAAAAAGAUGUGUUACUGUUGUCUGAAAAAAACUGUUCUGUAGAUUACCUCAGGGCUUCAUUACAAGCAGAUCUAAACAUGUAAAUCUCCCAUUUUUUUCUAAGAAGUUGCAUGUCCAGUGAAUUUCCCUUGAAAUAUAAGCACCAAAGCAUGUUGUUUCCAAAGGCUUUUCCAAAAGU
This is a messenger RNA of Heteronotia binoei (common prickly gecko), 1855 nucleotides long. It is a transcript of the gene GOPC, whose product is annotated as golgi associated PDZ and coiled-coil motif containing. The transcript is spliced from 9 exons. Gene Ontology annotation, molecular function: transmembrane transporter binding. The record is from RefSeq and is a predicted model, not a curated record. Gene Ontology annotation, cellular component: membrane; trans-Golgi network transport vesicle; Golgi apparatus. Bases 165 to 1556 code for a protein of 463 amino acids. NCBI's taxonomy places the organism in Eukaryota, Metazoa, Chordata, Lepidosauria, Squamata, Gekkonidae. Gene Ontology annotation, biological process: negative regulation of protein localization to cell surface.